ACAUAUAUUGAAAACAGAGCCGCGUGCGUUUAACAACAAAAAAAGCGAGUCGGAACUUAAUUCGAACGCCGAAUUUCGCGACGAGCCGUCUUCAGCGUGACACAAAGAUCAUUAAACUGGAGCGCUAAUCUAGCGACAAGCCUGGAUCUUGUUGUAAUGGCAGAAGCAGAAGGAGCAGGUGUCGACCUCAGCAGGAAGUUUGUGUCUGAAGCGGAGCUUGAUGAGAGGAGGAAAAAGAGACAGGAGGAAUGGGAGAAAAUCAGAAAACCUGACGACCCAGAGGAGGUCCCAGAGGAGGAGUAUGACCCACGCUCCCUCUUUGAGCGGCUGCAGGAACAGAAAGACAAGAAACAAGAAGAAUAUGAGGAGCAGUUUAAAUUCAAGAACAUGGUGAGGGGAUUGGACGAGGAUGAGAGCAGUUUCUUGGAUGAGGUCUCCCGGCAACAGUGUCUGGUGGAGAAACAACGCAGGGACGAGGAGAAAAAGGAGCUGUUGGAAUACAGAAGCGCUCUUGUGAAGCAAGCAUCUGCAGAGAGCCGCAGAGAACCUGAAAAGAAGGCGGCACCUAAAGGGGUGGAGCACAGGACCAGCCACCUGUCACAGGCCCAUUUAUUAGUUGGAGCUGUAAAGAGACGCAAUUCCUCACAAUCAGACAGCAGUAAGAAACAGAAAGUGGAAAUCACAACAACAGCAACGACAGGAAAUGGAGAAAAACACACAGGUCUUACACUUAAGUUGUGCUUUCCAGAAGAGGGGGGCGGAGCAGGAGGAGGGGCAGAGGGAGCCAAAGAUCAACAGACAGUCCCUGGCGUCACUGCAAAGCCGCCCUCAGCCGCCUUGAGCUCCGGCCAAGGCGUACUACACUUGCCAUCAGCGGCCGUGUGUGUCGGUGUUUUACCAGGACUCUGCGUUUAUUCCGGCAGCAGCGACUCUGACAGCAGCUCGGACAGCGAAGUUUAAGCCGAGCAACCAAUCCCGCACUGCCUACCCUGAUGACAUCCUGCCCCCCCUACACUCCCUUCCCAACCCAAGCCACAACGGCUGCAAGCUGUGCUAUUGGCUGAGGGAACAGUGAUUGACAGCUGUGGAGCAAGGAAGAGACUGCUUUAGACUGUCACAUGACUCACACCUUUUAGCUAUCUGCAGCAGAGGAGUGAGAGCAGGACUGCGUUUGGGUUGAAUGCCGAGUCUGUUUGGAUUGAAAAAUUCUGUUUUUAUUUGUGUGACGUAAUGUAUGUUUGUUUAAAAGUUGCUUUAUUCUGGGAAAAUGCUGGACUGUUUAUUGCCGUCUCAGACUUCGGGGCAUCUGAGAAGAAUGAAAUAAAGAGAUUUCCCUGUGU
Oreochromis niloticus (Nile tilapia) is the source of this 1340-nucleotide messenger RNA. It is a transcript of the gene psme3ip1, whose product is annotated as proteasome activator subunit 3 interacting protein 1. Lineage: Eukaryota; Metazoa; Chordata; Actinopteri; Cichliformes; Cichlidae. Gene Ontology annotation, cellular component: nucleus. Bases 157 to 960 code for a protein of 267 amino acids. The transcript is spliced from 8 exons. The record is from RefSeq and is a predicted model, not a curated record.